Messenger RNA from Anguilla anguilla (European eel), 3318 nucleotides. It is a transcript of the gene map4k2, whose product is annotated as mitogen-activated protein kinase kinase kinase kinase 2. Lineage: Eukaryota; Metazoa; Chordata; Actinopteri; Anguilliformes; Anguillidae. Bases 319 to 2961 code for a protein of 880 amino acids. The transcript is spliced from 32 exons. Gene Ontology annotation, biological process: protein phosphorylation. The record is from RefSeq and is a predicted model, not a curated record. Gene Ontology annotation, molecular function: ATP binding; MAP kinase kinase kinase kinase activity.
CGAAUUUCGGUGCUCUAGUAUUGUUCGCAGAUCUGGCACGAGAAGGGUCACUGUUUCACAGCUCCUGUAAUGCACACUGCCAGGUGUUGUACUGCGUAGUGACGGAGGAGGAAGAGGGGGGAAACACUGACAGCUCCUCCGCACUGUAAUACCGUGUCACAAGGUUGCUUCGUUGAAACUGCCAUAUUUCUAAUCGGGUUGUUUGAGAAGAGGCAGUAACGCCAAAAGGAAGACGACGUCGGUCGGUCCGUCGGAGGCUGAGAAGAACUGUCAUACCAUGAGUGAGUAGGCGCGUGAGAGAGACUACUCGGAGCCGUUAUGGAUACCAUUGGGGUCUCGUUCUUGGACCCGCUGGAUGAUUAUGAAUUGAUACACCGGGUUGGGAGUGGUACUUACGGCGAUGUUUUUAAGGCUCGCAACAUCAAGACGUCAGAGAUGGCGGCCAUCAAGAUUGUAAAGCUGGAUCCAGGCGAUGACAUAACUUCCAUCCAGCAGGAAAUCACCAUGAUGAAGGAGUGCAAGCACAAGAACAUUGUGGCGUACUUCGGUAGCUACCACAGGAACACCAAGCUGUGGAUCUGCAUGGAGUACUGCGGGGGCGGCUCGCUGCAGGACAUCUACCACGUAACGGGGCCCCUGAAGGAGAAGCAGAUUGCCUACGUGAGCAGGGAGACGCUUCAGGGUCUGCACCACUUGCAUGAGACUGGGAAGAUGCACCGGGACAUCAAGGGGGCUAACAUCCUUCUGACGGAACGAGGAGACGUGAAACUGGCGGAUUUCGGUGUGGCAGCUGAGAUAAGCGCGUCUGUGGCCAAGAGGAAGUCCUUCAUUGGGACUCCCUACUGGAUGGCACCAGAGGUGGCAGCGGUGGAGAAAAAGGGCGGGUACAACCACCUGUGUGACAUCUGGGCGGUGGGCAUCACUGCCAUUGAGCUGGCCGAACUGCAGCCGCCCAUGUUUGACCUUCACCCAAUGAGGGCCUUGAUGCUGAUGUCAAAAAGCAACUUUCAACCUCCCAAACUCAAGGACAAGACCAAGUGGUCUGCUGGGUUUCAGAGCUUUGUAAAGAUGUCUCUGACCAAAAAUCCCCGCAAGAGGCCGUCGGCAGAAAGGCUCUUGGAGCAUCCGUUCAUGACUCAGCUGCUGACGCGAACGCUGGUCAUCGAGCUGCUGGACACGGCAAACAACCCGGACCUCCACUUCACACACACGCUUCUGGAGAACGACCCGGACUCGAGCGACGCCUUCCCUGAUAAGAUCCAGGCCGAGGGGAAGCACCUGGCUGUGGAGAGGACUCUGUCGGAGGAGCAGUUCGACCACGUGAAGUUCGGACGGCCCUUGCGAAAAGAGGUGGAACCGUACCCCGAUCUGGACUACGAUGACUGGAGUGUCUCAGGGGAUGAGGAAGAGUCACCGAGCCUGCUGGAAUGUGUGGAGGCGGCGUUGUUGCAGAGAAGCUUAACAAUAAAGAGGGCUCCCUCUGGUGAGGCUUCUGGGGAGGAGGGAGGUAGAGGAGGAGUGACGAAGAGGUGUGGUUUGCUGGGCGCCCCUCUGGUGACCAACACGUCCUCCCUGCCCUGCUUCACCUCUCUGUGCCCCGCCCUGGAGGACAAGGACCUGACCCUCCGGCCCAGCGCCACCCUGCAGAACAACUCUACCCUGCUGCCCAACUCCAACGCAGCGCUGUCCAGGUGCUCCGCCAGUCAGGACAUCAGGCUGUGGUGCAGCGACGCUCCUGCAGGGGGUGCCGUGGAGGCACGGAAAGCCGCGGGGGUCCCCUCCGCUCCCCGUGUCCCCCCACUGUCGCCGGAGUGGAGCACGCUCAGACGGAAUAACGAGGAGUCCAGAGCAGGUUGUCAUGGGCUGCCCCCCACACCCCAAGUCCAUAUGGGGGCCUGCUUCUCGAAAGUGUUCAACGGCUGUCCCCUCAAAUUGCACUGCGCUGUCACCUGGGUCCUCCCCAAAACCAGGGAUCAGUACCUGAUCCUGGGGGCGGAGGAGGGCAUCUACACCCUUAACCUGAACGAACUCCACGAGGACACCAUGGAGAAGUUGCUCCCACAGAGAUGCACCUGGCUAUAUGUCAUGAAUAAUGUUUUAAUGUCUGUCUCAGGUAAAUCCUCCCAGUUGUUCUCUCACAGUCUGGCCUUGCUGUUUGACCAGCGGAGACACCUGCAGAAGAGGCAGGGCCACCUGUCGCUCGGCACCAACCGGCUCACUGAUAGGAUCAACCCCAGCAGGAAGUUUGCGGUCUCCGUGAAGAUACCGGACACCAAAGGCUGUCGAAGGUGCAGCGUGGUACGGAACCCCUACACUGACAGCACGUUCCUCUGUGGGGCGGUCCCGUCCGGGCUGGUGCUGCUGCUGUGGUACGAGCCCCUGCAGAAGUUCAUGCAGCUCAAGCACAUAGCUGUGUGCUUGCCUGAGCCCCUCUCCAUCUUUGAGCUGCUGGUCGUGGAGUCCGAUGAGCUGCCCCAGGUGUGUGUGGGGGUGAGGGGGUGUGUCACGGACAGCCACAUCCCAUCAACCAAUCAGCAGGUCAAGUUUGACAUCAUACACCUGAGCAACGCGACCAGUUUCUCUCAUUCAGACAGUGUGCCUCUGAAGGCUGUACAGGUGACACAGCUGGACAGAGACACUGUGCUCAUUGCAUUAGAAAAGACGGUGAAGAUUGUGAACAUGCAGGGUUUCCCUAGCAAAGAUUUGGCCUCUGAGCUGACCUUUGACUUUACCAUCGAGACACUUGUCUGCCUGCAGGACAGUGUGCUGGCCUUCUGGAAACAUGGCCUUCGGGGGCGGAGUCUGCAUAAUAAUGAGAUCACACAGGAGGUAGUUGAUGAAAGCCGCAUGUUCCGGGUCCUGGGGACGAACAGGGACAUCGUUCUUCAGAGUACCCCUACAAUGACCCCCUCUGCCACGAGUAACCUCUACAUCCUGACAGGCCACGAGAACAGCUAUUGAAAGAGGAAGAAAGAGGGUUGCAGAGGUCAGAGGUCAUACUAGAGAGAGAGAGGUAAAAGGGAAAUAGACACGAUAAAGGGGAGAGAGAGAGAGAGAGUGUGAGAUGAAUAGUGCUGGAUGUCAGGCACGGGGACCGAGGGGCCCGCACACACUGCCUGGGGCCAGACUAGAGACCGCCCCCCCCCCCUCCCCCCUCUGUUUGGGAGAAUGAGCUCAUCCUGGGAACAGACAGACUCAAGACCUGGAUUUACCUGGAAAACCUGGAGAGGGGAACAGGAAUCUUGUGUGACACACUGGACCAUGUGGAAGAUGAAUCUUCAUUUCGCGGCGCUCGCAUACACACACACACACACACAC